Molecule: messenger RNA, 1076 nt
Organism: Copidosoma floridanum
Lineage: Eukaryota; Metazoa; Arthropoda; Insecta; Hymenoptera; Encyrtidae
Product: transmembrane protein 231-like
Biological process (GO): regulation of protein localization; cilium assembly
Cellular component (GO): ciliary membrane; ciliary transition zone
Source: RefSeq, a predicted model, not a curated record
AUGGCUAUAUUAAAUAUAUAUUCCAGUAAUGUUAAGUAUUUGUACAGAGUGAGAGCCUGUUCAGUUAGUGCGAUUGUUGUAAUAAUAGCGAUGUUAUUUAGUCUAGUGACACCAUUAUAUUUUAUUUAUCAUACAGGAGGUUUUUGGAUUAGAACUCGAACUUAUUGGGAAAAACCAAAUGUUCACUUCAAACAUAAAUACUUUUUGUUGGCUGAGCGAGAAAACGCAAAUCCAGUGAUUUGUUCUACCUUUUCUCACUACAAAGAUAAUUUAAUAAACGACGACUGUCACAUUGUCAAGGUCAAAGAAGCUGAUAACGAUAAAAACACGAUACAGGAUUCUCUACACUUUGAAGCAUCGUUCUUUACAAACAAGCCAGUAACGUCUGUCAUGCUGUUAUUGUUCUUCAAUUAUGAAUUGAAGGAACACAUUCGGGUUGCGGUCGAAGCUAUGACUGCAAUUGAGCACACAGUGGCACACGAAGCUCAAGAAUUGUACUUUGUAGGGGACUUGGCAAUUCAUCAAAAUAGCGUUUUAUUGCACGAUGGGAUUUACCAUGCCGAGGAUAACAGCACUGAUCUCAAUCGUUUUACUUUGCCCGAAUUACUGAUAGAUAACGCAAAUCGAUUACUUUCAGGUAGAGUAUCGAACCUAAGGGUACUGCCCAACUUGGGAUUUAUAUCAGACGAGCAGGUAACAAUAAAGGCAGAAAUUUUCUACGCUACCCAAGCAAUAAAGUACCAGCCUGGAUUCUGGGAGGAGAUAAAAUGGGCCUGGAUGCAGUAUCUUUCGAUCUUUCUCGUCAUCAUUUACUUUGUCAGGAGGAGCUUGACAGGAAUGUUUGCUGCCAAGAGCUUGAGGAGCUUCGUUUUGGUACCUUGGCAGCAAAAGUCUUGAACUAUUUUUUUACAUUUUGUACUUUUCGACCAAGUUUUUUUUUCGAAAAAAACAGUUUUGUUUUUUCUAUAAAAUUUUUAAAACGAAGUAUUGUAUCUACGUUUAUUAUUUGACCAGACAACUUGCUAAUAUUUUUACGAAACACAUGAUACAUCAUAUAUAUAUACCUUAUCUUUUUA